AUGGUCCAAAACAUUGGCAAGAAUGCUCAAGGGAGUCAGAAUAUUGUCGAAGGAACUGCAAACCGUCAGAGCAACUACAAUAGCUACCAUAUGCAGUUCAUUUGCAACAACAUCACAGAUGUAUCUUACAGUUCAGAUCGACAAGAACUGCAAGAACCGUCGACAACUGAGUCGAGACCCAUGGUGCUUGCGCCAGUGGAGCCAGUGCAGCUCUAUGAGGUUCCACACAGCCGAAACACUCGAUUCUGUGGUCGCCGGAGGGUUCUAGAUAAGCUUCAUGAGCUUCUUGCCAACGGUGUGGAUCCAUCGGGAACCGCAGAACAGCUACAUUCGUGCGUCAUCCAUGGCAUGGGUGGAGUGGGAAAGACUCAAGUUGCCAUUGAGUAUACCUAUCGUCACCGGCGUUCAUACGACUUUAUCUUUUGGAUAAAGUCCGAGAACGAAGCUGUGUUCGCUAACAGUAUCACCCAGAUUUCGACUAGCUUAUGCCUCGGGCUAGCUGAAACUCUCGCCAGCGCACGGGCCGUCGAGGCUGUACGCAAGUGGUUUGAAAAUUCAAAAAAACGGUGGCUUCUCGUAUUUGACAACGCCGAGACUUGGGAUAUCUUAGAGCCAUGUGUGCCACGAUCAAACCACGGGGCUGUUUUGAUCACGUCACAAAACGAUCAGCUUGGCCCGCACGCGACCGUUGAUAUACCUUUAAGGUCACUCAAUAGCACCGAGGGAUCGGAGCUAAUCCUCAGGUAUUUGCCGAAUACCGGAGAACGCUAUGAAGUAGAAGAUGCAAAGAAGAUAUCAGCUCAACUUGGAGGGCUGCCCUUGGCUCUCGGGUUCGCGGCCGGCUUCAUCUCUCAGACCAAAUGGUCACUACAGGAGUUUUUGAAUUAUUCUGAAGGGCGUCGAUUCUGCGCUACAGUGUUUAAGAUGGAUCCUCCUGCAGCCACGCAUCCGUACAAAAAAACUCUCGCGGGGCAAUGGGAAGAAUCAUCGCAAAGGUUGACGCCGGAACAGCUCAGAAUCAUUCACAUACUGUCCAUGUUGGAUCCUGACGAUAUCCCAGAGGGGAUGCUGUAUGCCGAACACCAUGAACAAGAGCUCGAUUUCUUGAGUUCCUCUAAAAUCACCGCGCAUGAUUUUGGUACCAUGCUCGGAGCCCUGACGAGCUGGCACCUUAUUGAUCGAGAGAGCAUCGGACCAGAAGCACGACUGCUCAUUCACCGCACAUUGCAGAAGAACGUUCUCCAUAGCCUGGACAAAGACCACAAUCUGUUGCAACAUACCUUUCGUCUUACUUUCACCUUGGUUCGCAAAGUCUACCCAAAACAGUCGCCCACUCAUGAUCCUCAAAACGACCACUGGAAGAUACAAGCAUUGUACCAGCCUCACGUUCUCAGUCUCCACUCUGUCUACGAAAACAGCACAAGAGAGCUGGAUCCUUUUAUUGAAUUUGCCGAGCUUCUCUCUGAUGCGGCCUACUACCUCUGGGAGAAGGGCAUGCUCGCGAACAGCUCGAAACUCACAGACACCGCGGAAGAGAUUUGUGAAAGGUGUCCAGACGCUCCGCAUGUGAUCAAGGCUAACGUGUACUCCCUGGGAGCUGCGCUAAGAUGGAGCCGUGGAAUCACGGUACGAGCAUCCAUCCUACGCCGUUUCCUUCAAGCGCUGGCACACCUCCAAAAGCAUAUCAAUAAGCUCGACCCAGAGGAGGCACCUCGAGAAGUUCUGCAACUGUAUGCAACCAGCUGGAGCGAUGUUGGCCACGUCUUCAUUGAGCACGAGUUUUACGAGGAAGCCCUUGAGUGCUUAGGCCUUUGUGAAUCGAUCAAGAAAGGCCUGGGUGACGAACUUGGGCUUUUGGGCGUCAAGCGCGCUCGGGCGCUUACAUUGGCCUGGCUUGGACGAUUUGGUGACGCUCUGGAGCUGAUCCCCGACGAAGACAAGCUGCCUCGUGAGCUAUUGGCACCUGGAAGCGCCUCUUUCUUCGAACGCUGCCGAUACGCGUGGGCUAACGUCUUGGUCAUGACCGAAGAUCUCAAUGGGGCACUCAAGCUUUUGAAGGAAAACCUCAAGUGCCGCAAGCUUCUGUAUGGGGAAACAGGACACUACACGUUGGACUCAUCCUAUCUUCUGGGAGUAGUGCAUCAAAAGAUGGGAAAUACACAGCUCGCAAUAGAUCUCUUCAAGAGGGCAAUUCAAUUCUCCGCCAACUGGUCUGAGGAGUCCACCAUUUUGGCAAAGCACCAGCUAUCGAAAGCGUUCGCCAAGUUAGGCCAACAUGAAACAGCUCUGAUUUAUUCCACAGAGGCGGAUGAGGUCAGAAAGCGCCUCUGGGAUUCACAUGCGACGUACAUCGAUUCCGCGAGCUGUGGCAAUGACGAUGAAACCUACGAUCACCUUGCGUCCUGCGAGACCGGACGGGUUACGGUCGGCAAGUUCCAGGCCACAGGGAAACUACCAAAGCUUAUGGAAAUAUGUCGAGACAUCCAAAAAAGGCUAAAUGCUGUCAGCGGAGCUAGCAUUCUGCCGUCUACCUUUUGCGAAAUGUGCAAAUCCCCAGAGAUCGAUGUCUCAGAGGCCGAGAUCUAUACAUGA
This is a messenger RNA of Fonsecaea erecta, 2592 nucleotides long. RefSeq lists its product as hypothetical. The coding region runs from base 1 to 2592 and encodes 863 amino acids. The transcript has 5 exons. Lineage: Eukaryota; Fungi; Ascomycota; Eurotiomycetes; Chaetothyriales; Herpotrichiellaceae. Gene Ontology annotation, molecular function: protein binding; ADP binding. The record is from RefSeq and is a predicted model, not a curated record.